GGGGGGGUGAAGAGGUGGAGGAGGAGUAGGAGGAGGAGGCGGCGGCGAGAAGAUGGCGACUUCGAACAAUCCGCGGAAAUUUAGCGAGAAAAUCGCACUGCACAACCAGAAGCAGGCGGAGGAGACGGCGGCCUUCGAGGAGGUCAUGAAGGACCUGAGCCUGACGCGGGCCGCGCGGCUUCAACUGCAGAAGUCCCAGUACCUGCAGCUGGGCCCCAGCCGCGGCCAGUACUAUGGCGGGUCCCUGCCCAACGUGAACCAGAUUGGAAGUGGCAGCAUGGAUUUCUCCUUCCAGACACCGUUUCAGUCCUCAGGCCUGGACACAAGUCGGACUACACGACACCAUGGGCUUGUGGACAGAGUAUAUCGUGAGCGCGGCAGACUUGGCUCCCCGCACCGCCGGCCCCUCUCAGUUGACAAGCAUGGGCGACAGGCUGACAGCUGCCCCUAUGGCACCGUGUACCUCUCGCCUCCUGCAGACACCAGCUGGAGGAGGACCAACUCUGACUCCGCCCUGCACCAGAGCACAAUGGCCCCCACCCAGGUAGAGUCCUUCACAGGCGGGUCUCAGGACACACAGCAGAAAAGAGUCUUACUACUCACUGUCCCAGGCAUGGAGGAGACCCGGUCUGAGACGGACAAGACACUUUCUAAGCAGUCGUGGGACUCAAAGAAGACGGGUUCCAGGCCCAAGUCCUGCGAGGUUCCUGGGAUCAACAUCUUCCCAUCUGCAGAGCAGGACUGCACAGCAGCCCUGAUCCCCGCUACCCACAACACAGGGGGCUCCCUCCCUGACCUCACCAACACCCAUUUUCCCUCCCCACUCCCGACGCCGCUGGAUCCCGAGGAACCCCCGUUCCCUGCUCUUACCAGCUCUAGCAGCACCGGCAGCCUUGCACAUCUGGGCCUCAGCAGCACUGGUCAGGGUGUGAGCACCCCCAGCUCUUCUCCACAGCACCGGCCAGCAGUCAUCAGCCCGCUGUCCCUGAGCACAGAGGCCAGGCGGCAGCAGGCCCAGCAGGUGUCACCCACCCUGUCCCCGCUGUCACCCAUCACUCAGGCCGUGGCCAUGGACACCCUGUCCCUGGAACAACAGCUGCCCUAUGCCUUCUUCACCCAGGCUGGAUCUCAGCAGCCUCCCCCACAGCCCCAGCCUCCACCUCCUCCUCCGCCUGUGUCGCAGCAGCAGCCACCACCCCCACAGGUGUCCGUGGGCCUCCCCCAGGGUGGCCCACUGCUGCCCAGUGCCAGCCUGACAAGAGGGCCCCAGCUGCCACCGCUAUCAGUCACUGUCCCGUCCACUCUCCCCCAGUCUCCUGCAGAGAACCCCGGCCAGUCACCUAUGGGGAUCGACGCCACCUCGGCCCCGUCUCUGCAGUACCGCACGAGCGCAGGCUCACCCGCCAACCAGUCUCCCACCUCUCCAGUCUCCAAUCAAGGCUUCUCCCCUGGAAGUUCCCCACAACACACAUCCACCCUGGGCAGCGUGUUUGGGGACGCGUACUAUGAGCAGCAGAUGACAGCCAGGCAGGCCAAUGCUCUGUCCCGCCAGCUGGAGCAGUUCAACAUGCUGGAGAACGCCAUCAGCCCCAGCAGCCUGUACAGCCCGGGCUCCACACUCAACUACGCCCAGGCCGCCAUGAUGGGUCUGAGCGGGAGCCAUGGAGGCCUGCAGGACCCACAGCAGCUCAGCUACACGGGCCACGGCGGGAUCCCUGACAUCAUCCUCACGGUGACAGGAGAGUCCCCCCCCAGCCUCUCUAAGGACCUGAGCAGCACACUGGCAGGGGUCAGUGAUGUUGGCUUUGACUCAGACCAUCAGUUCCCACUGGAUGAACUGAAGAUCGACCCUCUGACCCUGGACGGACUUCAUAUGUUGAAUGACCCCGACAUGGUCCUAGCCGACCCGGCCACCGAGGACACCUUCCGAAUGGACCGCCUGUGAGUGGCCGUGCUUGCCACCCACCGCUGGUCAGUCCCCGACGGCGCCGCUCCAAACCUGGGGAUGGCGAUGUUCCAUCCUCCUUUGCCAACGGCCAAGCUUGUGGUUCUGAGCUUGCAAUGCUGCCCAGCACCCCCUGCCAGCCGCUACCCUGGUUGUUCACCUCCCUGAUGCCAGGCCAGCUAUCUGUCCAUCUAUCCGUCUAGCUGCAGCCAGGCUGAUCACAGGGACUGUGAGUGCCUGGCCCCCAUGGACUUUCCCCACGCUCUCUCCCUGGCCCCUCAUCGGGGAUGAUGGGGCCCUCAUCAGUGGUCCACUUCCAAGAUACCCAAAGUGUCACUCACUCCCAGAUGUGCUGCACAGGGGGCUGGGGCCUGAGCGUGGGAGUGCCCUAGAGGCUAAGGUGCACCGUCCAUUCAACUGUUCUCAGCUGUCACUGCCUCUCUUCAUCCCUACCCCUCCUCUGCCAUCACCCCCAGUCCUGGUCAGGUCACGCAUGCCCACCAUGCCCAGGGCGAAGACAGCAGAGCAAAGGGACAGACUCGGAGCAGAAUAAACACUAUUGGAUGGCGGCCUUUCAUAUUCCUGAGUGCUCUUGGAGCCUGACAGUCGACCUGUGGUCAAACGUGGUGUGGUCAGAGCCCACUGAAGCAGCCAGUGUCCCCUCCUCCACCCUCUUUCAAGCACCCUUUGCCUACUGCCAGACAAUGCCCAGCAUUGCCAUACAGGGCAGACGGAGGGUCAUAGGCCGCCUGCCCAUUUUCAUCCUUCCUUCCCAGUCCCAUGAUUGGUUCUUACUGCUGCUUAGGAACUGGGGCUCAGGCGACAGCAACCCUGUGGGUUUUGCUUUUCCUUGAGUUUGUAUUAACGUUUGUUGACCGACCCUCCAGCCUCUCUGGCAUGGAAGCAUGUGUUAUCCCCAGUCCCACCUUGACCUUUUUUUUUUUUUUUUCCAAGCCAGGCUGUCUGGCUGCACACCCAGAUGUCACUCACCUGCACUUAGUCUCAACUCCAAAGAGCUGGAUGGGCAAGGAGGGGACUGGAUGCAAGGUCCUGGUGACAAAACUGUAAGAACCACAGAACAGACUCCUAGGAACAGGCCUUGACUUUCAUUGGGGACCUCUGGAGAACGCAUUUCCUCUGAGCCUCCCCAAGGUGCCAGCCAGGCCUCAGUAGUUGGCUGGUCGCCACAUCUCUAUGCUAACAGUCUGUGUUGGGAGCUGUGGACCUGGCUUGUCUUUUGUGGGCCACUUUUAGCCUGGAAGCUCUGAUUCCCCAUGACCUUGAGUUACAACUUGACGCUGUCGUAUGCCUUUAUCCACCAGGGCCACGCCUUUUGCUUGUUUCUCGGUGAUUUCGCCCAUUGCCCAUGCUGGGGGUUUGGGGAGCACGGGAACUGUGUGUGUCUUUCCCCAAGCCACUCUGUGACUGCCUGCAUGAGAAAGCCGCUGCCCCUCCAUCACCGUGCCCCACCCCGUUCCCAUGGACUUGGGGACAUAGCAUUGGUUUGUCCUGUUCACCUGUCACCAUGGUACGUGCUAGGAGGGAAUAGCAGGGACAUCACCAUCAUCCUCCUUAGGAAGCAUGCAUGGUGUGUGCUUGUCUUUCACCCUGCCUGAGCUAUGUGAGACCCUGUCUUAAGACAGAAGGUGCACAUGCUUGGAGUCUGAUUCUCCCCAGGUGGAGAAGCCUGAACAAAUAGCCUUAGCAAGGUAGAGAGUCAGAGGCAGUUGUCAGGCAAGGCCCGACUUCCAGGAGCCAGUCACUGGCCUUUCAGGUUCUCAGUGAGCUGGGGCAGGAGGGACACCCCGCAGCCAGGAGUGUGCAUGUAGCUGCGUUAGCAUGACUUGGUUCAUUGCCAAGUUCCUUGAUGGGGUGAUGGGGCCCCAGCCAGGGGUUAGGUGCCUGCGUGUUCUGGAUGGGCUCACUUUUCCCCCACCCUGGGCCUAGAGGCUUGGUGGCAGUGGUACCCCUGAGGGUAGUCUUUGUUUUCUAGAUGUCAGUUAUCUUGCCUAGUAUUGCCAAGCCAUCCCGAGUCAGUGCUGUGGGGACCCCCAGCUGGUGACGUAACAUACUGACCCAUUGAACUUUGAUGGGAGCAGUUAUCCUGGAAUCCCCACAACAUGUACAUAGAUCUCUGCCCACAUCCAUGCUUUCUCAGGACAGGUUUGGACACCUGGCCUUUCCCUGCAGACCUCAGCUAUGUGCCAUCUUCAGCCAAGCCUCAGCUAUGAGGCGGUCUGACCCAUUUCUCCAUUUCAGAACAAAGUGGAGCACUAUGCUCAGAUGCCUCAAUUUACCUCGCCGUUUCAGCCCCUGGGGCAGUGGUUGUCCACCCACAGGCCCCCAGAUGGAGGAGGCAGCUGCACCCAGCCCGUUUCUGUCCCCUCCAGCGACGGGUCCUGUCCAUGUCCCUUCUCUGUGGCACCGUUCAAUGCCAGGGAGGGCUCUCAAGUUCAUUGCAUAUUUAGUCUGGCCUUCAGCUCUUUGAAAGACUCUUACAGGGGCCCUAGCGAGACCCACACACCACCCCCAGCAUGCCAAGAUGGCUGGCAGCUGUCACAGUGGGCCUGGUGCAGGACAAGAACAGGCAGAAGGUACGGAGGCAGCCGCCUGUGCCGGUGCUGACCACUCUGGUCAUGGGAUUGGUUCAUGGCAUCCUGGGUUUCUGUUUUUCCUUAGAAAGUUUCUGUGCCCAAUAGAGCCAUAGGUGGAGAGGGCUGGUGGGAUCAGGGUCCUGGUGGAACUGCGGCACAGGUGUGGGUCGGUCAGGUCAGAUUAUAUUUGUGCCCUAGGCCCUGCCUGUUGUCCCUCAAGAAGUGUCCAGGUGAGGGCAUCAUGUGUGUGGUCCGAACAGCUGGAGGGAGACACGGCCUUUUUCAGACCCCAAGGCCUGCCCCAAGUGUGGUGGUUCCUGGUCCUUUUCAUACCCUUUCUCCUUGUCCCCUGGGGUCCCUACUUCCUUCAGGAAUCUCCUGGUGGAUGACCUGGAGCCCCUGAUCACUGCUGUCUCAGGCAUGGCCCUCAGUGUGGCACAAAUGCUCACCACCCCAUUGGUCAUAGCUGUGUCUCCCCAUUGGGGCAGAAGGUGGAGGGACCUGUGCCCUCUCAAGCCUGGGUGCUGGGGUACUCCCAACGGCAAGGGGUCCCCUUCCAUUGCUUUUUCAAACUCGUUGGGCUCAGGGGCCCAACUCUCUGGGCAGGGUGGGGACAGCGGCACCUUCUGGACUCAGCCUUUCCCUGGGGCUGGAGAUCCGUCACAUGUAGUAGGGGCUCACCCCAUCUCUUGGGGCUCUAGAAUCCCAGGGUGACCAAGGUCCAACUGAUUACACGGGGGACAUGAGGCCAGCUUUGGUUCUCAGGCUAUCUCACCCCAUAGUAGGAAACAGAAUGCCAUGGGCUGGGCAGCCCCUCUGAUAUAUGCAAAUGGAUGGUCCCACCCCCCUCCCUGUGCCCACGCUGGCUCCGCCCCCAGCAUGCGCACUCUGCCGCUGUGGAUGUCUGUGAACUACACACAUGGACACUGCAGUUGGGGGUCAGGUUGCUCAGGGCACGCACGGCUGCCCACCCCACCUUCUGGCGCAGACGCUUCUUUGUAUUUUUGCGCCCUUUGUAAUGAAAUGUAAUAAAAACCCAAUGUUUUCGUCUGGGCCUCUCCCUC
Molecule: messenger RNA, 5603 nt
Organism: Microtus oregoni (creeping vole)
Lineage: Eukaryota; Metazoa; Chordata; Mammalia; Rodentia; Cricetidae
Gene: Crtc1
Product: CREB regulated transcription coactivator 1
Exons: 14
Coding region: 53-1945 (630 amino acids)
Biological process (GO): protein homotetramerization; positive regulation of transcription by RNA polymerase II
Cellular component (GO): nucleus; cytoplasm
Molecular function (GO): cAMP response element binding protein binding
Source: RefSeq, a predicted model, not a curated record